UCAAUGUGACCGUUUCAAAAAAUCCCCGUCGCUUCGUUUUCACCCAUUUUUUCACUGGUGCGCGCGAGGAUGCCAGUGUUUGCUAGUUAACGGUCGCUAAAUCUGACUCGACUCUUUCUCUCUGCGCGAGGAUAUACACCGAAUGCACUCCGGGCGGCUGAUGCACUUUGGGUGAACUUUUUACUCUCUCCGCUGCUCGAGACACACUUCUACACUCCUAACGACUCGCGGCAUGGCGGAAAAACGGAGGUCCCCGUGCACUAUGAGCCUCAAGGCCCACGCGUUCUCGGUGGAGGCGCUCAUCGGCGCCGAGAAGAAACGGAAACUCGAGGACGACGACGAAGACAACAACGGUGAGAACUGCUUCGAGGAGGGGAACGAGGUCGCGAGCCUUAACGGGAGUCCGAGGCUCAGAACGGAGAGGCUGUGCGCCAGCACUCGGAGUUGCGAGAUUGAGUGCGCAAGUGACGGAUCCCCUGACUGCGACGAAGUGUUGUUGGAGAGCCCCCGGCCAUCAUCCCAGAGCGCGGCCCUGCUCGUGAGUGCUUCGGGAGAGGAGAUGCGCACAGACCUGCAGGGUUCUGACCUGUGGAAACGGUUCCACGAGAUCGGAACGGAAAUGAUUAUCACCAAAGCGGGCAGGCGGAUGUUCCCUGCCAUGCGCGUCAAGAUAACGGGAUUGGACCCUCAUCAACAAUAUUACAUCGCCAUGGACAUAAUCCCCGUAGACAACAAACGAUACAGGUACGUGUACCACAGCUCCAAAUGGAUGGUAGCGGGAAACGCGGAUUCGCCCGUGCCGCCACGCGUCUACAUACAUCCUGACUCGCCCGCGUCAGGCGAAACGUGGAUGCGGCAGGUCAUCAGCUUUGACAAGCUCAAACUCACCAAUAACGAACUUGACGACCAGGGCCAUGGCGCAAAUGUUUUCCAGAUCAUUCUGCACUCCAUGCACAAGUACCAGCCGCGCGUGCACGUCAUCCGCAAGGAGUGCGGCGAGGAGCUGUCGCCGGUCAAGCCCGUGCCCACCGGCGACGGCGUCAAGGCCUUCGCCUUCCCCGAGACCGUCUUCACCACCGUCACGGCCUACCAGAACCAGCAGAUCACCCGUUUGAAAAUCGACAGAAAUCCCUUCGCCAAAGGAUUCCGAGACUCUGGCAGGAACCGCAUGGGCCUGGAGGCGCUGGUGGAGUCCUAUGCAUUCUGGAGACCAUCGCUGAGAACGCUCACAUUCGAGGACAUCCCGGGAAUGACUAAACAAGGCGUUCCCGGUUCCCACGGAGGCAUGGUGGGCUCGCCGGCGCACACGCACCUGCUCUCCUCCUCCCCGUGCUCGUCCCCGGCCUUCCACCUGGGCUCGGGCGCCGGCCAGGUGUGCGACUACUCGGCCUGCGGCCGCGCCGGCCACGCGCUCCACCGCUACGCGCCGUCCCUCUCCGCCGCCGCCGCCGACUCCUACGGCCGGCUGACCGGCGGCCCGGUCUCCUCGGACGGCUUCGGCCCGGCCCGGUCGCCGGCGUACGACGCCGAGGGCUUCCCGUGCGGCCAGGGCGGACUGCCCCUCCAGAUCCCGGGCAUGCCGGGCCCCGGGGGCCCUCCUCCGCCGCAGCUCCAGUACCUGAUGCCCGGCGGCGGGCACGGCUCGCCCUUGCUCUCGGCCAACCAGGGCUCGCAGGGCUCGUACGGCGGCUUCCGGCUGCACAGCCCCUACGGCCUGUACGGCUACAACUUCUCCACGUCCCCGCGCCUGGCCGCCAGCCCGGAGAAGAUGGCCGCCUCCGCGCAGGGCUCCUUCCUGGGCUCGUCCCCGAGCGGCACGCUGACGGACAGGCAGGUGCUGUCGCCCAUGGACGGCCUCUCGGUGCUCGGGGCGAUGGGCCCGGCCGGCGGCGGCGGCGGCGGUCAGCACCAGAGCCUCUUCGACUCCAGGACUCUCGGGAGCCUGGGGGCCGGGCUGACCAGCCCCAGCUCACAAGUCACCGCCCACAUGGUUUGAGCCCCCACACACACCCCCCACACACACACCCCUCCUUGGCUCCUCCUCCUCUUCCUCUUCCGCACGGUUCUCGUGGCGUCGUCUGUACGGACGUCUGCCGUUCGUUGAUGUUGACUUUUCGUCGCGACGAGCGGGAAGAAAGCGGACGCUGAAAGUGAACACCUGUGUUGCUAUGGGGAUUAUUUGAUCAUCCGAGUGAGCAAGACGUGGCCUAUGGACUCCAUUCUCCGUGGAGAGAGAGAGAGAGAAAGAGCACAAGAGACACUUAAGGAGACUGUAAUACUGAGAGUGAACACACACACAGCCACUGGGCACAGUGGAGUCGUGAGGGUUUUUUUGCGUAUAGUUAUCCGUCAACACCACAUUCACUAUCGUUGUUUGACGUUUUUUUUUUUCAUUUUUUGUUGUUUUUUAAAACAUCUAUCAAGAUUGCUUCAUUUUACAUGGAAUUUGUUAGGAGGUCGUCAGAGUUCAACUCUGGAGAUGUUUGGGAAAUGGACUGGGCCAGGCAGCCAGAACCAGAACUCACAGAGCAACACCUGACCCAUGAGAACUAGAACCAACAUGGAAACCAGAACUAGAACUACAGUAUUUGACCCAUUUAGACAUGCAGUACAGACAGCACUUCAUUGGGAUUGGUGCGUGAGUGUGUGUGCGUGUGCAUGUGUGAAUGUGUGCGUGUGUGUGUGUGUAUGUGUGUGUGAGUGUGUGUACGUUCAUGAGAGAGAAAGACAGAUAUUCUGGUGGAUGUAUGUGUUUGUAUGUUGGUUUAUGUAUGUGUGUGUUAUAUAUUUCUUGUUAUCAAAAACACUAAAUCUCAAAGCAACGAGGGAGUAGCAUUAUGGGGCGAAUAAAGGAUCAGUUUAUACGCUGAUUUUAGUCUGGUACAGUUUGUUUUACGGGGCAGUGAUGACCUGUCCAUGUCAAGCAUGUUAAAUAAUAAUAAUAAAAAAUAAUAUUUCACAUUCAAAUUAGUUGUUUUGCACUUGGAUAAGCCACAUGUUGCCAUUUUUGUUGCUCCGACUACACAUUUUCAGAUUAAGGACAUGGCAAAAAUACAGAAUCAAUAUAAGUGUUAAUCCAAGAGUACAGCAUAGUAACCAACUAUCAGAAGCCUGUUAUACUGUAUGGGUGUGGCUGCACACCCACCUGAGAAGCAUCCAGAGACUGCUUGUCUGGAUCAACACACUACAGCACUUUCUUACUAUCUGUCUAAAUGUCUGUCAAACUCUGAAUGUUAUAUUUCACACUACACAUAACCAUUCAUAGGGUUGUUAUAAACCAUAUACUGCCUGUUAAUACACCUGUAAUAAACAAUACUUUCAAGGUGAAGUAUGAGUUAAAAGCCUGUGUUAUCCCCAAAAAGAUCAAUUCAGUUGUUCUCUGAGAGGUAUUGAAGUUCUGGUGUUGUAUAUCAUCUGUAGAAAUGAUGGAUAAUAAUAAUAAUAAUAAUCAAAAAACAUAAUUGCAGUAGCUUGUAACAACUUCUAUGAAUGGCUACAACGGUACAUGUUUUCAUUGUCUAUUCACAAAAGCCUGCAAUUCAGAGAGGGACAAGAUGAAAGCCAGAUGUGGCCCAGAGUUCAGCCAGAUGUGACCCAGAAUUCAGCCAGGUCUGGGCCAGAUUCAACCCUGAGAUGGCUGUUCUGUUGGCUGUUCUGUCGGCUGUUCUGUCGGCUGUUCACUGGUGCUGACUCACUCACCCAUGCACUUAUGGCAAAUUGACCUUUGAACUUUCUAUUUCUCCGGCCAGUGGCCUUAUACGGCAGCAGACAACUGGACUUCCUGAUUGCUGACCGUGGACCACGAUUGGCCUUUAUCAUUAUUGUUGUUGUUAUUAUUAUUAUUAAAAAAAAGAAUCUGAUGGAAUUAAAUUUGAGCCAAAUAAAAUUGUAAAAUAUAUUUUGUGAUUGACGAAAAGGAGCUUUAUUUACCUGUGUCAGUCUAUGGCCUCAUACAUGCAGCUGUCUGUCUGACUGACUCUGUGUCUGUUUCCCUUGAUCUCUUCCUCUGUGUAUUAAAAUGUCUGC
This is a messenger RNA of Sardina pilchardus (European sardine), 4026 nucleotides long. RefSeq names its product T-box transcription factor 18 (gene tbx18). The coding region runs from base 233 to 1996 and encodes 587 amino acids. Lineage: Eukaryota; Metazoa; Chordata; Actinopteri; Clupeiformes; Clupeidae. The record is from RefSeq and is a predicted model, not a curated record. Gene Ontology annotation, molecular function: RNA polymerase II cis-regulatory region sequence-specific DNA binding; DNA-binding transcription factor activity, RNA polymerase II-specific. The transcript has 8 exons. Gene Ontology annotation, biological process: somitogenesis; cell fate specification; positive regulation of DNA-templated transcription. Gene Ontology annotation, cellular component: nucleus.